ACAAAUGAUGACAUCACGUGAGGGCCAAAGCUCCAGGAUCCUCUCUGAAGUGAGAGUCUGUAUUCGAUGCACCCAGAGGAAUGGAAGGCAGGAUCGCAGCUUCCUCGGUGCAACCUCCAAACAGGAAAUCUGAGAUGCAUAACAUCUUAUAGUUUGGCUUGUCAACGUUGGUCAUGCGGUGGCCCCAAAAUAAACUCCCUGCUUCAAAGGAGAGCGUUUCAGAACUGCCGGGCAGAGCAGCCAGAAGCUUGGGGCCAGGGCAGAAGGAAAACUCGGGGAGCAUGUUCUGAAUUCAGACACUCUCAAGAAAAUCCUUUGUAUUACCCCUGAAUUGUAGCCUUGUUUCAGAGCCUAACAGGGUUUUCUGAUUUGCUGUUCCCUCCUCCCCACUGGGUGUCUGUUCUGGAGGCCAGGGUGAGAGGUGGAGGAGGAUGGCCACGCAGAUCAGCACUCGGGGCAGCCAGUGUACCAUUGGGCAGGAGGAGUACAGCCUGUACAGCAGCCUGAGCGAGGAGGAACUGGUGCAGAUGGCCAUCGAGCAGAGCCUAGCGGACAAGACAAGGGGUCCAACCACUGCUGAGGCCACCGUGUCUGCAUGUGCCAACCGCCAACCUGCCCAUUUCUACCCAUGGACCAGGUCCACUGCACCUCCUGAGAGCUCGCCGGCCCGGGCCCCGAUGGGCUUGUUCCAAGGGGUCAUGCAGAAAUACAGCAGCAGCUUGUUCCAGACCUCCCAGCUGGCGCCUGUGGAUCCCUUGAUAAAGGCCAUCAAGAAUGGCGAUGAAGACGCCUUGAAGACCAUGAUCAAGGAAGGGAAGAAUCUCGCAGAGCCCAACAAGGAGGGCUGGCUACCGCUGCACGAGGCCGCGUACUAUGGCCAGCUAGGCUGCCUGAAGGUCCUGCAGCGAGCGUACCCAGGGACCAUCGACCAGCGCACCCUGCAGGAGGAAACAGCUGUUUACUUGGCAACGUGCAGGGGCCACCUGGACUGUCUCCUGUCACUUCUCCAGGCAGGAGCAGAGCCGGACAUCUCUAACAAAUCCCGAGAGACACCGCUCUACAAAGCCUGUGAGCACAAGAACGCGGAGGCAGUGAAGAUUCUGGUGCAGCACAACGCAGACACCAACCACCGCUGCAACCGCGGCUGGACCGCUCUGCACGAGUCUGUGUCUCGCAAUGACCUGGAGGUCAUGGAGAUCCUGGUGAACGGAGGAGCCAAGGUGGAAUCCAAGAAUGCCUACGGCAUCACCCCCUUGUUCGUGGCUGCCCAGAGUGGGCAGCUGGAGGCCCUAAGGUUCUUAGCCAAGUACGGUGCUGACAUCAACACACAGGCCAGCGACAGCGCAUCUGCCCUCUACGAGGCCUGCAAGAACGAGCAUGAGGAGGUGGUGGAGUUUCUGCUGUUACAGGGUGCCGACGCCAACAAGACCAACAAGGACGGCUUGCUCCCACUGCACAUCGCCUCCAAGAAGGGCAACUACAGGAUCGUGCAGAUGCUGCUGCCGGUGACCAGUCGCACGCGCGUACGCCGUAGCGGCGUCAGUCCGCUGCAUCUGGCGGCCGAGCGCAACAACGACGCGGUGCUGGAGGCGCUGCUGAGCGCCCGCUUCGACGUGAACGCGCCGCUGGCGCCCGAGCGCGCGCGCCUCUACGAAGACCGGCGCAGCUCCGCGCUGUACUUCGCCGUGGUCAACAACAACGUGUACGCCACCGAGCUGCUGCUGGAACACGGCGCCGACCCCAACCGCGACGUCAUCAGCCCCCUGCUCGUGGCCAUCCGCCACGGCUGCCUGCGCACCAUGCAGCUGCUGCUAGACCACGGCGCGAACAUCGACGCCUAUAUCGCCACGCAUCCCACCGCCUUCCCCGCCACCAUCAUGUUCGCCAUGAAGUGCCUGUCGCUGCUCAAGUUCCUCAUGGACCUGGGCUGCGACGGCGAGCCCUGCUUCUCGUGCCUCUACGGCAACGGCCCGCACCCACCGGCGCCGCAGCCCUCCAGCAGGUUCAACGACACGCCCGUGUCCAACAAGGAGCCCAGCGUGGUGCAGUUCUGUGAGUUCGUAUCCGCCCCGGAGGUGAGCCGCUGGGCAGGACCCAUCAUCGAUGUCCUCCUGGACUACGUGGGCAAUGUGCAGCUCUGCUCACGGCUGAAGGAGCACAUCGACAGCUUUGAGGACUGGGCCGUCAUCAAGGAGAAGGCAGAACCUCCAAGACCUCUGGCUCACCUUUGCCGGCUGCGGGUUCGAAAGGCCAUUGGGAAAUACCGUAUAAAACUCCUAGACACCUUGCCGCUCCCAGGCAGGCUGAUUAGAUACCUGAAAUACGAGAACACCCAGUAACUGGGGCCACAGGGAGAGAGGAGUAGCCCCUCAGACUCUUCUUACUAAGUUUCAGGACGUUUCAGGACGUCGGUGUCCCCAACUCCAAGGGGGACCUGGUGACAGAUGAGGCUGCAGGCUGCCUCCCUCUCAUCCUGGACAGCUAUCAGGAUCUCACUGGGUCUCAGGGCCAGAGCUUUGGCCAGAGCAGAGAACAGAAUGUGUCAAGGAGGAGAAGAAUCAUUUGUUUACAGACUGACGAGCAGAUCCCAGACCUCCUCUGCCUUCGGGAAUGGCAGAAACCUUCAUUCCUGGGGCUAGGGCAGAGCUUGAGGUGUUCUGGGGAAGGCGGGCUCAGAGCCUUCCCUGCGCCCCUGCACUCGCUCUGGAAAACUCACCACUUGACUUCAGAGCUUUCUCCCCAAAGACUAAGAUGAAGACGUGGCCCAAGGUAGGGGGUAGGGGGAGCCUGGGUCUUGGAGGGCUUUGUUAAGUAUUAAUACAAUAAAUGUUACACACGUGACA
Messenger RNA from Mandrillus leucophaeus (drill), 2843 nucleotides. RefSeq names its product ankyrin repeat and SOCS box containing 2 (gene ASB2). Gene Ontology annotation, biological process: intracellular signal transduction. Gene Ontology annotation, molecular function: protein binding. The record is from RefSeq and is a predicted model, not a curated record. Lineage: Eukaryota; Metazoa; Chordata; Mammalia; Primates; Cercopithecidae. The transcript has 10 exons. Bases 432 to 2339 code for a protein of 635 amino acids.